CUUUUUACUCCUUUCAUUUCUCCCCUCAUUCUCUCUCUCUCUCUCUCUCUCUUUCUUCAUUCUCGUAGUGUUUCUCUCUCUUCUUCCCCUUCAAUGGUGGUUGAUCUGAGAGAACACUACUGAAAUAUACAAAAUUUCUACUCUCAAAUCUAGGGCAUUGCAUUGUAUUGCCCUAGCACAUUUCACUUCUCACGCGCCAUUUUAAACAGGCAACAAACACCACACACACACACACACACACACACACAUAUAUUUAUAUAUCUCAUACAUUUUUGAAAAAAAGAAAAAUAAAAAUGUUGCCGCUUGAUUCGUUCGAUGAGUUUUUAUUCUCUGCUAGCAGAGCAUUGUGUAGUCCCCUCGCGAUUUUCAUUCAGAUCCAGGAAAAAGAUGAACAACAAAUAUGGAAUGGAGAGAAAGCUAGGAGAUUCCUUUGGAAAAGGGAUGUUUAAUCUGCUUAAUACUGGCUCUUGGAUGGGCUUUAGCUGCUUAUGUAAGCUUUGGUUUCUUUUUGCAGGGGCAGGGAGAUUCGACGCAUGAAGGAUAGUAUGAGAUGUGGCAAUAGUUUUGCGUUCCUUACAAAGGAUAUCAAUGACCUUGAGCAUUCAAAUCAGGUCAACUUGCCCCCAGUCUCAGUUGUAAUGCCUUUAAAAGGGUUUGGAGAGCACAAUCUACACAAUUGGAGAAGUCAGAUCACUUCUCUUUAUGGUGGUCCUUUGGAGUUCCUUUUUGUGGUUGAAAGUACCGCUGAUCCUGCUUAUCAUGCUGUGAAGCGAUUGCUAGCAGAUUUUAAGGAUGUUGAUGCUAAAGUUAUUGUAGCCGGCCUGUCAACAACUUGUAGUCAGAAGAUUCACAAUCAAUUGGUUGGGGUGGAGAAAAUGCAUAAAGACACCAAGUAUGUCUUAUUCCUUGAUGAUGAUGUUAGAUUGCACCCUGGAUCAAUUGGAGCCCUUACUACUGAAAUGGAAAAGAAUUCAGCGAUCUUUAUUCAAACAGGAUAUCCUCUCGAUUUACCAUCUGGAACUUUGGGAAGUUACUGCAUUUAUGAGUAUCACAUGCCAUGUUCCAUGGGAUUUGCUACUGGUGGAAAAACAUUCUUCCUCUGGGGAGGAUGCAUGAUGAUGCAUGCAGACGAUUUUCGAACCAACCGCCAUGGUGUAGUGUCAGCGCUUCGAGAUGGUGGCUACUCAGAUGACAUGACUCUAGCAGCUAUAGCUGAGGAACACAAGAGGCUUAUUACAUCACCACCAGUUGCAGUCUUUCCACAUCCUCUUGCAAGCGAUCUUACCUUCCCUAGGUACUGGAAUUAUUUGAGGAAGCAAACGUUUGUACUGGAGUCAUAUACAACAAAGGUUAACUGGAUCAUGAAUCGGGCUUUAUUUACAACCCACUGCUAUCUGUCUUGGGGUUUUGUAACUCCAUACUUCAUGGCUGGGAUUCAUGUGGCAGCAGCACUGAGAUAUUACUUUAAAGGAUACUCUCCUGAUGAUACAGUCUUGACAUGUAAUGGGUUGUUACUUGCUGGAUGCCUUGCCAUAUGCACCCUGAUUGAGCUCCUUUCCAUGUGGAAUUUGACAAGAAUUGAAGUUCACUUGUGCAAUAUGUUGUCUCCCGAGGCACCUCAACUAUCACUUGCUUCUUAUAACUGGUGCCUUGUAUUCAUUGCAAUGCUGGUAGAUAAUUUCUUAUACCCACUGUCUGCGAUGCGUUCUCAUUUUUCUCAGUCCAUCAAUUGGUCUGGUAUCCGGUAUCAUUUGAAGGAUGGGAAGAUAUACAAGAUCGACAGACACAAACAUUUGGUUCCUAAAAUUACAGAUUUGGCAGGAAAAGAUUUGCUUGGGAAGAAUGGAUCAACACCUAAGGUUGCUAUUAUUAGUUCUUUAUCUAGAACUCUAGCUCAGUGGCGCCAACCGAAGAAAUAUGAAGUUUAGAUAAGAUCCUAACAGUGGUAAAUUAUGUGAUUCUUUUGCUCCCUUGGUGGUAGUGACCAAGGAAUUGCAGGGCCGAUUUUUUUUUUUGGAUUAUUUAUCCUUGAUUUAAGGGCACUUCAUUGGUAUAGGUUGUAAGUGUAAGGUUUAUUGUUUCUGGCUAUUAAAUUCAUCACUUCAUUCUUCACACUCAGGCCUUACCAUGCUUGGGCUGGUUUUUGUAAUUUGUAAUCCGAUGUCCAUUUCAAUGUUAGCUUAACAUGUUCCAAUGAUUGUAUUUGGGUGGUUGACCAAUUAGAUGGCGGCAAGUGUACGAUCUUUUUGUUCUGGCUAUUACAUUCA
This is a messenger RNA of Nicotiana tabacum (common tobacco), 2267 nucleotides long. RefSeq lists its product as uncharacterized. NCBI's taxonomy places the organism in Eukaryota, Viridiplantae, Streptophyta, Magnoliopsida, Solanales, Solanaceae. Gene Ontology annotation, biological process: glucosylceramide biosynthetic process. Gene Ontology annotation, molecular function: ceramide glucosyltransferase activity. The record is from RefSeq and is a predicted model, not a curated record. Gene Ontology annotation, cellular component: membrane.